Acomys russatus (golden spiny mouse) is the source of this 1683-nucleotide messenger RNA. RefSeq names its product growth factor receptor bound protein 2 (gene Grb2). The record is from RefSeq and is a predicted model, not a curated record. NCBI's taxonomy places the organism in Eukaryota, Metazoa, Chordata, Mammalia, Rodentia, Muridae. Bases 244 to 897 code for a protein of 217 amino acids. The transcript has 6 exons. Gene Ontology annotation, molecular function: protein binding.
GGGACGGCGGCCGGGGCAGCGGGUGCCGCAAUCGAGGAACAGCAGCGGGGUUGGCGGCCGCGGGCGGCAGCGUAGGGCGGGCCGGGCUGGGAGACUGAGCGGACGGCUGCGCCACGGGUGGCAUUGUGUGUCCCAGUGUGCAAGAAUAGCCCCAGAAGAGGAAAGGCUGAAGCCAGAGCUCUCCAGCAGGGAAGACUCCCUCCCCCCCUGCUUCAGGCUGCUGAGCACUGAGCUGCGCUCAGAAUGGAAGCCAUCGCCAAAUAUGACUUCAAAGCUACUGCCGACGAUGAGCUGAGCUUCAAAAGGGGGGACAUCCUUAAGGUUUUGAAUGAAGAAUGUGAUCAGAACUGGUAUAAGGCAGAGCUCAACGGCAAGGAUGGCUUCAUUCCCAAGAACUACAUAGAGAUGAAGCCACACCCGUGGUUUUUUGGCAAAAUUCCCAGAGCCAAGGCAGAAGAAAUGCUGAGUAAGCAGCGGCAUGAUGGGGCCUUCCUAAUCCGAGAGAGUGAGAGUGCUCCUGGGGACUUCUCCUUGUCUGUCAAGUUUGGAAAUGACGUACAGCACUUCAAGGUGCUCCGGGACGGAGCCGGAAAGUACUUCCUGUGGGUGGUGAAGUUUAACUCUUUGAAUGAGCUGGUAGAUUACCACAGAUCAACAUCCGUGUCCAGGAACCAGCAGAUAUUCCUGCGGGAUAUUGAACAGGUGCCACAGCAGCCAACGUAUGUCCAGGCGCUCUUUGACUUUGACCCCCAGGAGGAUGGUGAGCUGGGCUUUCGCAGAGGAGACUUCAUCCACGUCAUGGAUAACUCAGAUCCCAACUGGUGGAAGGGGGCCUGCCAUGGGCAGACCGGCAUGUUUCCCCGCAAUUACGUCACCCCAGUGAACCGGAACGUCUAAGAAGCAAAAGAGAUUAUUUAAAGAAAGUGAAAAGUUGAGACCAUACACAAGAGUUACACCCACAUGCUGCCUGUCACAGCCUGUGAGGGAAUGCAGAACACCUGGCUGGGUCCCACUGGGACCCUCUCACUUAGGUUGCAACUUUGGGGGGUGGGAAGGGGCGUUUGAUUUCAUAAUGCCAAAACUUAACCUAUUGAAUUGAAUUAUGAUUUUUACUACAGAAUCUCGCCGCUGCUCCUGUUCCCCUCCCAUGUCCUUUUUCUCAUCCUUUCUUUCCUGUCCUUCCGUGCAUGACAUUUAAGGCCACAUAUAGCCCCAGCUGAUGCCAAUAAAAGAAAAGAAACCAAGUGGGCUGGUAUUUUCUCUAUGCAAAAUGUUUGUGGAGAUGGAUGGACAAAAAGAGCCGUAGUCUUCACACAGGGGUGCCCAGGGCAUCUGUGGCCCUUGGUUGGGCUUCUACCAGAGAUACCCAAGGGCAUCCACCUGCAGCCGGGAGCAUUCCAUCGCAGUUGGACUUAGGGGAAGGAGGCCCGCCGCCCACCUGUGGUCUCCUGAGAGUCAGACUGCAGGCCUGCGCCUCUCCAUACUGUUCCCUUCGGGUGUUGUCAAGAUGUUGUUUUCAUAGUGCCUUUUUUUCUUAUUUCAAGGGUGUUUUAUGAGUGGUGUUUUUACUUUCUUUUUUUUAAGUAAGUUAAAGACAGUCCAGAGCUUUUCAGCUGAUAAGUCUCCUGUCCUGUGUAAAUACUUUCCUCUCAGGGCAGGGGAAACAGGAUAGAGGAAGGAGCC